AUGGGAAAUACUACAAGUAGCGCAAUAUCAAAGGAGAUCCUGGAGGACCUGAAGCUCAGCACCAAAUUCACUGAGACUGAGCUCUGCCAGUGGUAUGAGAACUUUCAGAAGCAGUGUCCAACAGGACGCAUAUCACCUGAAGAGUUUGAGGAGAUCUAUGCCCGAUUCUUCCCUGAGAGUGAUGCCAAGAGUUACGCACGACAUGUGUUUCGCUCCUUCGACACCAACGAUGAUGGCACUUUGGACUUCAAGGAGUACAUCAUUGCACUGCACAUGACCUCCACUGGGAAGACGACCAGAAAACUGGAGUGGGCUUUCUCUCUGUUUGAUGUUGACAAGAAUGGAUAUAUCAACAAGACAGAAGUGACAGAGAUCUGCCAGGCCAUAUUUAAGCUGAUCCCAAAGGAGGAGCAGAUCAAGCUACCAGAGGAUGAGAACACACCCGAGAAGAGAGCCAACAAGCUGUGGUCAUACUUCGAAAAGAAAGACAGCGAGCGACUGGCUGAAGGAGAGUUCGUUAAAGGAGUGAUUGAGAAUGAAAAUGCUAUGCAUCUUAUCCUCUAUGAACCACUUAAACAGUAA
Scomber japonicus (chub mackerel) is the source of this 582-nucleotide messenger RNA. It is a transcript of the gene rcvrn2, whose product is annotated as recoverin 2. The record is from RefSeq and is a predicted model, not a curated record. The coding region runs from base 1 to 582 and encodes 193 amino acids. Gene Ontology annotation, molecular function: calcium ion binding. NCBI's taxonomy places the organism in Eukaryota, Metazoa, Chordata, Actinopteri, Scombriformes, Scombridae. The transcript is spliced from 3 exons.